UUUGAAAGGGGGACUAUCUCCUACAUGAUCACCGCGACCAUGACGAGGCCCACGUCAAUCGCUGCGGCGUCAAGCUGUGAUCGCAAAAUCUCUUUCGUCGAGACUGUUGAUAUAGGCCCCAUGCCUCCUCCAAAGGCCCGAGUCAUAUCGUUAGAGCCCAUAUCGAGGAAGGCGAGAAGGAAAAAGAAGAGCAAAGAGGGUGGAUCGCAGGAUAACACAGAUGCCGGCUCUGUCAAUGAUGCAGCACGACAAGCAGGAUCACCUUUGCCACAGGAGUCGGAUAGUCAAGCUGGAUCCAUCGAUCAUCAUCAAACUCCUCGGAGUCCAGUACCAAGUGAGGCUCAGAGUGUUGUUAGUACAGCCACCAGCACAGAUAGUACUGUCAGCAGCAGCACAGGGAUGAGCUUCAGACUGGGUCCUGUACCGUCAUGUGCCAAAUCCACUCAAUCCCCGAAGCAUAGCAAGAGCGAUAGCAAGAACGGCAGCAGCUGUUCUAUAGAAGACCAGACGAUAACGGCCACCAUUCAGUUACUCAAGUCAGGUUGCCUGCCCGGCGACAACCUCCCCCUUAAAAUAUCUAUCAAGCACACUAAACCGAUCAAAAGCAUGCAUGGUAUCAUUGUUACGCUUUACAGACAAGGAAGAAUCGACUCUGCACCACCUCUGUCCCUCUUUGCUGACAUCAAGGGCAAAGAAGUUGAGAGAUUGAAACAUGAAGAGUACUAUCCAAAGUCAAAAACGGGUCUUGGUGGGCUUUCUCUGUCAUCUGCGGGGUCCAGCAGUAUGUUUCGGAAGGAUCUAGCCCAGACCUUUGCUCCAAUAUUGGUCGAUCCAGUUACUCUGAGUGCGGUAAUCCAUGCCUCAGUCAGAGUCCCUGAGGAUGCCUUUCCGACGAUUUCUGGCGUCCCCGGGCAAAUGAUCAGCUUCAAGUACUAUGUUGAGGUUGUUGUUGACCUCGGCGGAAAACUUGCUAGUCAACAACGCCAUCUUCCUCGAUUGGGUACUGUGUCGCUUGCCUCAAACUAUGGGAACUCCUCUGCUGUCAGAGGUGAUAACAACCCUAAUAUUGUAGCUGCCUAUGGUGGGAGCAUUGUGGAAACGGACCACAUCAGGCGAGAAAAGGGUGUAGUUGCACCUGUUUUCGAGGUCAUUAUUGGUACUGUUGACAGUGCACGCAUUCGGGGCAGGGCCCAGAGCUCGGCCAAGGAGACAAGUGAUUGGAAUGUGGAAUCGUCAGCAAAGCCUGCAACAACACAACGGAUGCCGUGCGAGAAGUCGUUUCCCCCGCACGAACCUGGCCAAAACCCAGCAAGCCAGCCAUACCCAUAUCCUUAUUAUGACCAAUCUUACGAAGACCAGAAUCACGAAUACUAUCCAGACGAAGCAUACGACUACCAAGUGCUUUACCCGGAACAAGGCCCACCUCCAGCACACGACCAUGUCUCAGUUCCACCACCAGAUAUACAAGCUGAGGAGGGACUCGGUGAGAAAGAGCGAAUACGACGUGCUGAAGAAAGGCUACUCCCUAGUCAACCCCCAAUUGACGUCCCAAGCACUUCAUCCUCAAGCGCAGUUGUCCUUCCAUUGAUGCCACCAGCUGAACCAGAAGAUCUGUACGGAGCAGAAGAUGCCACUCCCCCAGCCUUAUCCAAUGGCUUCUACCCACCCCGUCCCGCCAUUUCUGCGGAUACUUCUCUCGCCCCGUCAGCGCCAGCACUGGAGGAUCUCACGCCAACUAAUACUCAAACUCUUGACGACAAGCAAGAGCUUGAGCGGCGGCGAUUGUUAACCGAGGCAAGCGCACCGUCGGGUCCCCCAGCUGAUGAGGAGGACAAUGUCGGCAAUGGCAGCAGUUCGCAACAUUUUGAACCCUCAGCACCAAUACUCCCAGAUGAGGAUUAUGAUGGGCAAUAUUCUCAACACGGGUUUUCGGUCCCAUCACGGCGUGAAAUAUUACCAAAGUACGAACGAUAAUGCGAAAGAGAAGGAUGAACGUAUUUACUGAAUACAUACUGGGCUGUAUAGAGCGGGCGCUCAGCUUUGCAAAUAUGAUACCCCUUGAAGCGCUACUGAUCUAUGCAAAUUGUGACACAAAUGGCGUGAAAGGAUUUAGUACAAACGAUCUUCCCGAAGAGUCCGUAAGUUAAGCAUCUCCAAUCUCAUCUUUGCCCCGAGUCAGCAAACAUAUCACCGCUCGGCCGAUAUCCCCCUGAGUACAAGCUUCUACACAUACGUCGAAACUGGGGCGUUCGCUGUAAAUGAUCUGCAGCUCGGUAACCCUCAAAAGUUUGGGGAGGUGGGAAUCUUCAUUGGAGGUUGACAAAUAUGGGUCCUCACUUGCUCCGAACGAGGAUCUUUCAUGGCGAAAUUCUCGGUAUGCUUUGGAUCGGCAUCACAGGUGUUGGAGAAUGCGUUCUGGCUUUUGCAUAAAUACGACUUAUAAAUAAAAAAACAAACAAAAGGAAGGAGAAAAA
Molecule: messenger RNA, 2474 nt
Organism: Hyaloscypha bicolor E
Lineage: Eukaryota; Fungi; Ascomycota; Leotiomycetes; Helotiales; Hyaloscyphaceae
Exons: 1
Coding region: 25-1974 (649 amino acids)
Source: RefSeq, a predicted model, not a curated record